CGUGCCAACUGAAAUAUAAAACAAUCUUCCGUAUCAAUGUUUGGAUGGGCCAUUCAGUGAACAGUUCAUUAAGCCGAAGUUUACGUUUGUUAUAAAAGUUUGCGCAACUUUAAUAUUGAAGUUAGUGGUGCUUACCGUGUCAUAUUAACAAAAAGAGUCACGAUGCUGGUUGACUAUAAUAAUAUCAACAUUCCCCACUUUAUGGACUCCAAGUUUUUUGAAGCUACAUUUAAAAAUGGGUUUCCCGGGAAACUCAUCAAAGUGAAAAACAUCUUUUUCACAAUGGGGCCCAAACUAGGAGAAAAUUAUGUCAGCCACAUUUACAGAGCAGACGCAACAUAUAACGAUGGAGAAUCAGAAGACAAAACGAUAUCUCUCAUCAUAAAAUCUCUUCCCGAAGGUGAACUUGGGGCUCAUUUCGGAGAAAUGGGAUUAUUUACUCGAGAACGCGAUAUAUACAUACAUUUUUUGCCGAAAGUGGAACGCCUACUUAAUGGUGUAACUAUUGCUCCAAGAUUUCUGUAUUAUACUGAGCAGCCAAUGGAAACGUUAGUCUUCGUGGAUGUUUCACCACUGGGAUAUGUCCUUGCCGACCGCGUUCGCGGCUUAGAUGAGAAGCACUGUAGGCUAGUCUUUGAGAAACUAGCUGAAUUUCAUGCAGCUUCAAUGGUUCUUGCGAAAGAGCAACCAAAGGAAAUAGGUGAAAAGUUCAACGAAGAUAGGCUUAUCGAUGAACAGAAAGUGAUGGGAAAUAUGUUUAAUCAAAAUUUCACGCAUUUUGCCAAAGUGGUGGAAACAUGGCCAGGAUUCAAGGACACUUCGGAAAAACUCCGCAGAUUCAUUUCAACAAUCCCGCAGAACAUGGCCAAAUGGUGCGGCCCUGCUGACAAAGAAAUAAAGGUCCUGGCUCACAAUGAUCUAUGGGUCAAUAAUAUAUUGUUUAAGUAUAAGGAUGGAGAACCUGUCGAUCUUUACUUUAUUGAUUUUCAGGCGUCGGUGUAUUCGAGCCCUGGUAUCGACUUCACCCAUUUCUUGUAUACGAGUCCCCAGUUUGAUAUUUUGGACCAAAAACGGGAUUUACUGAUCGAAGGGUACUACAAAAGUUUCAAGGCAACUUUAGAGAAUUUAGGAUACAGUCCUAUUCCUACUCUGGAGAAUAUUCUUGAAGAAAUUGAGAAACGAGAAACGGUUGGUUUUAUAUGGGCCGUGGUGAAAUUGUUCCUAAUUUGCAUGGAUCCAAGUGAAUGUGGAGAGAACAGUUUGGAAAAUUUGAAUGACAAAGACAAAGGAGAGAAAAUUCGGGAAAUUGGGAUGUCCACGAAAAGAUUUGUGUCUACGAUGCAAUAUGUUUUGAGAAGAAUGGAGAAAAUUGGUGUUUUGAAAUAAAUUAAAUACUCGAAAGCAAUACA
Messenger RNA from Hermetia illucens (black soldier fly), 1409 nucleotides. RefSeq lists its product as uncharacterized. The record is from RefSeq and is a predicted model, not a curated record. The coding region runs from base 163 to 1386 and encodes 407 amino acids. Lineage: Eukaryota; Metazoa; Arthropoda; Insecta; Diptera; Stratiomyidae. The transcript is spliced from 5 exons.